Messenger RNA from Leucoraja erinaceus (little skate), 1588 nucleotides. RefSeq names its product uridine phosphorylase 2 (gene upp2). Gene Ontology annotation, cellular component: cytosol; cytoplasm. Gene Ontology annotation, molecular function: uridine phosphorylase activity. The coding region runs from base 334 to 1287 and encodes 317 amino acids. Gene Ontology annotation, biological process: uridine catabolic process; nucleotide catabolic process. The transcript has 8 exons. The record is from RefSeq and is a predicted model, not a curated record. Lineage: Eukaryota; Metazoa; Chordata; Chondrichthyes; Rajiformes; Rajidae.
GUAUAACUCUUAAAAGUAAUCUGAACCAUCCAUGAAAUGAUGUGUUUAUUUUGAAUUAUCUGGCCUUGACUUGUCACUGUACCAGGGCAACAUAUUUAAGCAAAUAUAAGAGGCCAAUUGAAAAAAAACCACAUCAUCUGCUUUCCAAAUCAAAGUUCAAUCCACAGAGAAUGGAAUGGUCAAUAUCACAUGAGGUACUUGGACCCAUAAACUAAUGAGGAACAUCCGGAACCCAAACUUCAGAAGGACAUUAUAACAUAAAUUGUACGUGAAUAAGUAUUUUGAUUCUAUCUGAUAACUGGCUGUUACUAUUAUUUAAUACGUAGAGGACACAUGGCACCAAUUUUAACGAAUAGUUCUGAAGUAAAUGCAAGUGAAAGGAGUGACAAUGAAGAGAAUGGGACAGUGCAUGUGAAGAACCCUCACCUGGCCUCGAUGCCUGAAGAUGUUCUUUAUCAUUUUGAUCUGGGAACAAAAACACACAAUCUUCAAGCAAUGUUUGGGGAUGUGAAGUUUGUUUGUGUCGGUGGGAGUGCAAAUCGAAUGAGAGGUUUUGCAGAGUUUAUGUACACGGAACUUGGAUUAACUGGAGAUGGGAGUGACAUUCGGGACAUUUGUGCAGGAACAGACAGAUAUAGCAUGUAUAAAACAGGCCCUGUGUUGUCCAUAAAUCAUGGAAUGGGUGUGCCAUCUAUAUCAAUCAUGCUUCAUGAACUCAUCAAGUUACUUCACCAUGCCAAGUGUCGUGACGUCACCAUUAUAAGACUGGGAACAUCAGGUGGUAUAGGUUUGGAUCCUGGAACCGUGGUUAUAACAGGUACAGCAGUAAAUUCAUUCUUGCAGCCUCAGUUUGAUCAAGUGGUUCUGGGGAAAGUAAUUACUCGAAGCACCGAACUGGACAAAGAUCUGGCACAAGAAUUAUUGAACUGUGGUCGAGAGAUCGGCAGCUAUCUCACUAUUAUCGGAAACACCAUGUGCACGCAUGAUUUUUAUGAGGGACAAGGACGUUUGGAUGGUGCUUUAUGUUCAUUUUCUAAUGAGGAGAAACUGGAUUAUUUGAAAAAAGCCUACAGAGCUGGUGUUAGAAACAUUGAAAUGGAGUCCACUGUCUUUGCUGCUAUGUGCCAUAGGUGUGAUCUAAAAGCUGCUAUUGUCUGUGUGACUUUACUAAAUCGGUUUGACGGUGACCAGAUUACAUCUCCACAUGAAGUUCUGCUCGAGUACCAAAGGCGUCCACAGAAAAUUGUGUCAAUGUUCAUCAAGAAACAACUUGGGCUGUUAAAAUAGGAUUGAACCAUGUUAUGUAAGCAUACAGUAUCUCUUAUCCAAGAAUAGAAUUCCUACUUUGUAUGAACAUUGUCAGAUAAAUGGAACAGUCUGAUAUUAAUUUAUAAUAUUUCAUUCAAAAUCCAUUUCCAGGAUAAUGCAUGUAAUUUCAUAAGUAAAAAUACUUAACUGUGACCUGUCAAAAUAAAUCUUAAUUUUAAUGCAAUUCAAUUGCAACUACUGUACUUGUAUUGUUAUGGUGCAUUGAUAAUGUUCAGUACUGUCCUAAAAUUGUAUAUUAAAUGUACCUUGUUCAUAGUGA